Fusarium oxysporum Fo47 is the source of this 854-nucleotide messenger RNA. RefSeq names its product SDR family NAD(P)-dependent oxidoreductase. The record is from RefSeq and is a predicted model, not a curated record. The transcript is spliced from 3 exons. Lineage: Eukaryota; Fungi; Ascomycota; Sordariomycetes; Hypocreales; Nectriaceae. Gene Ontology annotation, molecular function: oxidoreductase activity, acting on the CH-OH group of donors, NAD or NADP as acceptor. The coding region runs from base 1 to 795 and encodes 264 amino acids.
AUGGACCACAAAGUUGCAAUUGUAACAGGUGCAUCUUCAGGACUCGGUCGAGCAAUAGCUAUAAACUAUGGCGACCUAGGAUGGAAAGUUGUCUGCGCAGAUCUCCGCUCUGAUAGUCCGAGCACCACAACGACCACUGUUGACAUGAUCAACAAUGAGACAGAUGGUCAAGCUAUCUAUACCCGAACAGAUGUUUCUUGUUCAGAAGAUAUCCAAUCCCUUAUUCAUACAGCAGUAGAGGCAUUUGGAAGGCUGGAUGUGCUGGUUAACAACGCAGGCAUCUCACUCGAGUCACAGGGAAGGCUUGGGCCGAAGCUCGUUGCCGAUACCGAUGAUUCAACCUUUGAUACUACCUGGGCAGUCAAUGCCAGGUCGACCUUCCUGGGCUGCAAAUAUGCCAUCCGUCAAUUUCUUCGCCAGACACCAUGGCCAACAGGAGAACGGGGCUGGAUCAUCAAUAUAGCGUCUGUGUAUGGCUUGAAGCCAGAAGUUGAGCAUAUUUCCUACUGCGCCACUAAAGCUGCAGUUGUUCAAAUGACAAAGUGCAUUGCUCGCGAGUAUGGCCCCUCCAAGAUCCACGUCAAUGCCAUCUGUCCCGGUUUCAUCAAGACCGAGAUGGAUCGAGUGAUGCUGCAAGAUGAGACGCUCGGCGCCGCCAUUGUUGCUCGACAUCCCUGGGGCACGCUAGGGAUGACAGCGGAUGUUGCUAAAGCGGCCAUUUUUCUCGCAAGCGAACAGUCGCCGUGGAUCACCGGUGUUGUAUUGCCAGUUGAUGGCGGCUACAUGGUGACUUGAUCUUUAUACAACCGUCCUUUUGGAUUGCUGGCGAAGCAGCAGCUAGGAAGAUAGUGAGC